AUGGGUGUAAAGGGUAACACUUGGAGCAACACCACAAAAUGUGGGAUGGACGUGGGGUUGAGUUGUAACCAAGACGGCACAGUCAACACCAUUGAUCUUGAAAGCUCCAAUCUCACUGGAAGCAUCUGCUCCGAUAUAGGCAAGCUCACAACACUCGUUAUAAUCAAUCUGAGCUUCAACACUCUGCGUGGACCCAUUCCCGCCAGCAUUGGUCAGCUGUCGCGCCUGCAGAAGCUCAACCUCGGGAACAACACUCUCACAGGCCCCCUUCCUGCCACUUUCUCUGCGCUCAACAAUCUUACAUACCUGUCCCUCAGCUACAACGGGUUCUCUGGAGUCAUUCUGCCGUCCAUCUCUGGCCUCUCCAGGCUGCAAUACUUCCAGGUGCGCAGAAACUCUUUUCAAGGGAAUAUCUUUUCAGCGCUGGCAUUUCUCAGCAGAUUAACUUUCGUUGACAUAUCGCAGAACAAUUUUGGCGGAACCAUCCCCCCGGAGUUUGGGAACCUGAUUAACUUGCAAAGCGUUGCGCUUUCUCACAAUCGCCUCACAGGGAACCUCCCAGCGACUCUCUCCUCCCUUGGAAGACUCACUCGCAUCGAUUUCACCAACAACACCUUAAAAGGACCCAUCCCCUCUUCCUUUGCCAACCUCACCAAUCUUUACACGCUGUCGUUUCGUCAGAACCAAUUCACAGGGGAGAUUCCAAGUGAACUGGGAAAUCUUACAAAGCUCAUGUACCUGAGCUUCGACAUCAACGAUCUCUCAGGCAUUGUGCCUCCGACUCUUGGGAACCUCGUCCAUCUGACUACCCUGGAGGUGCUGAAUAGUGGGGCCGAGUGCCCCACAGGAGCCGGGCAAUCCUGCGUGGUCAAGCAGAGCGCCUCCUCCCAGUUCUGCUACCAGUGCAACGAGUUCUGCCCCUCCUGCAUCCCCAUCGCUGAACCCGCCCCUCCCUCACCUCCUCCUCCUCCUCCCUCUUCUGGCCUGUCUGUGGGAGCUAUCGUUGGGAUUGCUCUGGCGGGUGUCUUAUUCGCUGCUCUCCUUGCUGGCGGCGUGUGGCUUCUCUGCAAACGAAUGUCCACUGCAGAGUCGUCAAGUGGCGCCAAACCAAGUGAUGGAGCAUCAAGAGGAGGAGGAGCCUCUGUACCAACGCAGUCACUCAUGUGCCAACGCUACCCCUUAGCUGUGGUUGCCACAGCGACGGAUAACUGGGCAGAGGCAAACCACAUUGGGUCGGGCGGGUAUGGGGAGGUGUAUCGGGGGGUGUGUCCAGAUGAUCCCUUGGUGGUGUGGGCUGUGAAGCGAGCCAAGAUUCUCACCAAUGACUUUAAGCGAGAGGUGGAGGAGAUGGCAUCAAAGAGCCAUCCGCACUUGGUGCGGCUGCUGGGGUACUGUGUGGACAUGGAUAUGACCACAGAGCACUACGAACAAAUUGUCAUCUACGAGUUUUGCUCCAACGGAGACCUCGAGAAGUACCUUAGUGGAGGUAGGAGGGGAAAGAGGAGGAGGGGGAAGGAAAGGGGAUGUGAUGGUCGAGUGCGGUUGGGGAGUCAACGUGCUGCUUGA
This is a messenger RNA of Closterium sp. Naga37s-1, 1566 nucleotides long. The record is from the annotation of a GenBank genome assembly. NCBI's taxonomy places the organism in Eukaryota, Viridiplantae, Streptophyta, Zygnematophyceae, Desmidiales, Closteriaceae.